Molecule: messenger RNA, 11824 nt
Organism: Strongylocentrotus purpuratus (purple sea urchin)
Lineage: Eukaryota; Metazoa; Echinodermata; Echinoidea; Camarodonta; Strongylocentrotidae
Product: AT-rich interactive domain-containing protein 1A
Exons: 17
Coding region: 222-8396 (2724 amino acids)
Biological process (GO): chromatin remodeling; regulation of transcription by RNA polymerase II; positive regulation of DNA-templated transcription
Cellular component (GO): nBAF complex; nucleoplasm; brahma complex
Molecular function (GO): nucleosome binding; DNA binding
Source: RefSeq, a predicted model, not a curated record
UCCAUAGGCUCCUACAAUAAAUAAGGGAAUAUAUGCGCGUGAUAAGGACUUCCCGAUGGUAGACUAAGUUUUCUAUGUUAUUCUCUAAAUCGCACUUACAAAACACGUGUGCGGAUCGAAGAAGCGCACAAACUGAUAUCUAUGUUUUCUUGUUAGUAAUGGAACAUUGGGGUUGGCGCCCAAUGGAACGCACAUUCAAGCUUUGUGUUCCGUAGAACAGCAUGGCAACAGAGGUUGCUGCAAAUGUCAAUUGUGAUGAAGAAAUUACAGCACUGGGCCGUGUCCAACAAGCGAGAGACGACACAAUGGAAAAUGCAGACAGGCCUUCUGAAUUCAACACAACCGGGAAGGGAACGCAACCUCAUGACCCCAGCAGCGGCGGAGGACACGGAGGAGUACCGGGUCCUAUAGCUGAUGGGCAAGGAGGAGUAAGAAUUAAUAAUUCUAUGGAUUCUCAUGGUCAGCAAUCGAUGAAUAUGUCGAAGGAUGGUAAUGUGACAAAGACGCCAAACUGCAACUCAACAGGCCAGUCAGACGGCGUGCUUCCGCAAGCGGGUCGCCCCAACGCAGGCUCGUACAACGGGCCCAGUCCAAACGUUGAUCCGUUUUCAAGCGGUGCUUUACCUCAAUACAUGGAGAAUAGUAGUGGUAAUAAACAAGCGUCUUUUGGUCAAGAUGGUUAUGGUGGUGGAUAUUUUGGAAAUAGAAACAAUGGAGGUUAUGGAAUGAACCAACAUGGCGGACCUGGUGUGACAGGAAAUGCAAACUCUGGUGCUGGAGCCCCCAACCAAGCCAUGGCACACACAAACACAUACAAUCAGUUUGAUGGGAAUAUGAGCUCCAGACCAGGAUACCCGAAUAUGUCUAAUCGAAGUGGAAUGGUCUCGCCGAUGGGCCCGGGCAGUGCGGGUGGUUAUGCCGGCUCACACAAUCCGCGAGCGUACGGUCCGGGAGACCGAAUCUCGAGCACAGCUCCAACUCUUUCACAACUUUUACAAGGACAAAAGCACCCGAGUCAUAAUUUUUCUGGGAAUUUUGCAGGACAGGGUGAUGUAAAUGCAGGAAAAGGACCUGAUGGUUCCAUGGGGAUGAUGGGACAAGGAGGUCCUUAUCAAUCACAGUGGCCCAAUCGAGGCCAUAUGCAACAUCCGAUGGGCCCGUAUCAACGUAGUCAGAUGGGAAUGAUGCCCGAUGGUCAGAGCCCUAUGCAGAAGAGGCCCUACCCUGGUGGCCCUCCUGGACCCUAUCCGAGUCAAUAUGGAGGACGCCAGUACUCUGGCAUGUCACCUCAGAUGUUCCCCAACCCUAUGUAUGCUGGCAAUAGGACGUACAGCGGUGCACCAGGCAGUGGCGCCGGUGGCGGAAGCGCUGGAGGUGGAGCUGGUGGUGCCGUUAGUGCCGGCAGUGGCCAGUUUCCCCAACAGAUGUCCCCUCACUAUGGUCCAACAAGCCAGUCGCAAGGCACCAACUACGGUUCUCCUUCAGGCUACACGCCUCAGGGAGAUGGUAGCGGUGGCAGCAACAGUGCUGGGGGACCACCCUCCCUACCCAUGCCACACCAAGGACCACAAUCACAAAUGUGGAACCAACAGCCGCAGCAGCAAAACAUGGUUCACUCUACCCAUCCACAGCAACCACAACCACAACAACCGUCGCCACACUCUGUGUCUCAGUCACAACCAAGUAACCAACCCAGUCAGCCACCACUUUCACAGUCCGGUCCUGUGGAGACCCAACCAACACCACCUGUGCAACAGCAGCAACAACAACAGCAGCAGCAGCAGGAGCAACGACAACAACAACAACAGCAGCAGCAGCAGGAGCAACGACAACAACAGCAGCAGCACCAAACCUCACAACCUCAACAAAACCAAAACCAACAACAACCCCCUUCUUCUCAGCCACAACAGCAACCGCGGAACUUCCCGAGUAGUAGAAGUAGUAGUAGCAACCAACAAGCUGCCUCGUCACAGAAUUCAUCAUCUUCAUCUUCAUCAUCGUCCAAUAAGGCAGCAUCACAAGAUGGGGCAAUUAACAGACCACCAAGCCUACCAGCACUUUACGGCGACAUGUUUAGAGGAGGCUUUAUGGACCUAUCAGGAUCAUUAGAUGAUCUUCCUACAGGAUGUGACUUCAACAGCCAGUCAUCGGCGGCGGCAGCGGCGGCAGCAGCAGCAGGGACAACAACCGGCUCAGCGUCUGGCAACAACUCCAGCAGCCACUCCGCCUCUAACGCCGCAAGUAGCAGCUCCAACAACCACAGCGGCAGCGGGGGUUCAUCCACGUCGACCGCUCCACCCCUCUCCCCAGCCACCUCGGUGCAUUCGGUACACUCGCCUCACGUGCACCCUUCCGUCACGGCCCUCAGACCUUCGCCUUCACCCGUAGGAUCACCUGCAAGCCAUAUAUCACGCUCUUCUCUGUCGCCAGCUAGUGUUCACGGUGGGUCAAUGACUCCUCAACCGUCUCAGCCACCCUCGAAUACACCGGAAGCUCCUUCACAGACUCCACCAUCAGCUGCUUCAGAAACCAGAGGUAAUUAUGGAAGGCAGACAGGGGGGCCACAUGCAUAUGGUAGUCAUCAUGGCAAUGUGCCGAGCCCUGCACCAAACAACUCUGGCACUAUGAGUUACGAGCAACGGAUGCGAAACAACAACAGCAGUAGUGGCGGUGGCGGUGGUGUAAUGAAUAUAAAGCUGGAAAACAACUCUCAACACGGUGGAUACAACUCAAGCAACAUGCCCAAUGCUAGCCAUGGCAUGGGAGCUAACAAUCAGUCGGGAGCCAACAAUAUGAGCCCUAAUGUAGCACGGGGUGGACCAGGUAUGAGCCCUACCUAUGGAUAUGGAUCCAACGCCCAAGGGCAGAUGCAAAGGACAGAUAGCGUAGGCUCUGGUCCUUCUCCAGGACUCUCACCUGGUCCAUCUCCAGGACCAGGACCUGGUGGUGUGGGUAUCGUCGCAGGAGCACAGGCAGCAGCCGCGGCUGCAGUUGCCGCCGCAGCCAAUUCGGCACACCUCACCAAGACGAGGAACCAGUACCCUUUGAACCAGCAGAUGCAAGGGCAGCAGCAACCCCCUCCACCCAACCCCAGCCAGCAGCAGCAAGGUCCCUACCCAGGGUCGUUCCCCCAGCAACAGCAGUGGAACCAGCAGCAGCAGAACCAACAGCAGCAGCAGGCAGCAUACAGGCAACAUCAACAACAGUACAAUCAGGGCAAUGGUCCCCCGUUUCCUGGUGGUGGUGUACCACCAACAAGCGCAGACCAAACAAACUUUAACCAAAUGCCUUCUUCAGUGCCCAAUGAUGCAAUGCAUGGCUACAUGCAUCCUAGUUCUGGCAAUCAGAUGCCACCUCAUACAGCUGCAACAACGAUAGCCAACACCAAUUCAGGUACCAACAGUACGUCGGUUACCCAGAGCAUCACAACUCCAGUGGCGUCCUCCGUCAGCUCACUAACGCCCAGCACGGCCAGUGAAUCAAGUAGAGACGCUGGCACUCCAGGAACCCCUCAAAUGAUUAUCAAGGAGGAGAAUGUAUUGUCGAGACCACCAUCAGUCCAUUCCAGGCCGUCACCGCUAGCAUCACCGGGCGCCAUGAGUAAAUCAUCCCAGGAGGACAUGGCCAACACCCCAAGCCCUGGGAUGGGUAUGCAACAACAGGGGCCAGGACAGGGGCACCCACAGCAACAGCCACAUCAACCUCCCCCUCCCUACCCUGGCAUGUACCACCACCAACAGCAGCAAUCCCUUCCUCAUCCUCAGCAGCAUCACCCGCAUCAACAACAUCCACAACAGAUGCAGCAGCUACACCAUCCACAGCAGCAGCAACAUCCAGGUCAGCAUCAGCAGCAACAUCCAGGCCAGCAUCCGCAGCAACAUCCAGGCCAGCAGCCACCAACACAGCAACAUCCUGGCCAGCAGCAACCUCCACAACCUCCCGGUCAGCAGCUGCCACAAUCGCAGCAACCACCAACUCCGCAGCAGCCGCCAACUCCACAGCAGCCGCCAACACCGCAGCAGCCACCAACUCCACAGCCAGCAGCGACCCCUAAAACAACGGCACCAUCGACAACCACCACUACCAAGUCGAAGAAGGGGCAAGCAUCGCAAGAACCUGCUAGCAAACUCACAAAUCUAAACUUGCCUAAAAAGUUGUACAAGCUGUACGAGUUGUGCCCUCACCCGGAGAGACGGGCGUUCCUGGAUCGUCUCUUCAAGUUGAUGGAGGAGAGGGGCCAGCCCAUCCGCACCAUGCCGCAGAUCAGCAGUCACGUCUUGGAUCUCUUCAAGCUCUACAACACUGUCAAGGAAAGGGGUGGUGUUAUAAAGGUGUCCAAGAGCAAGCAAUGGAAGCAGAUCGCAAUCGAGAUCGCUGUGGGUAACUCCAACAGUGCGGCCUUCACACUCAAGAAGAACUACAUCCGUCACCUGCUGGCGUACGAGUGCCUCUUUGACAGGGGUGGUAUAGACCCUCAGCAGAUCCUGGCAGAGAUCGACACUACCUCCACAAAGAAGUCUAAAGACUCCUCAUCAGCAGCAGCAGCGGCCGCGGCAGCAGCUAUGAAUCAUCAUCCCAGCCCUAGUGAUCCCUACUCCCAGCAGUUUGGUCCUCAGGGAGGCAAGCCAGGCUUCCCACCCAUGCCUAACCAGAUGCAUGGCUAUGGCCCGCCUUCCAUGUAUGGAAACAACAUGGGCCCCAUGGGUCCACAUAUGGGCCCACGUGGCCCCACCAUGCCCAACAGCAACGUACCUGGUAACAUGCAUCCAGGGGGCCCGGGUGGCCCAGGUGGGCCAGGUGGGGACAUAACGGCUAACAGUGUGAUGGUGUGUGACCCGUUCUCUGAUAUGGACUAUGGGCAGCAGCAACAACAACAACAACAGCAACAGGGCCCUUACCCGGGACAAAAUGCAAUGAAUGGUUCUUUCCCGCCCAACAGCCAUGCUGCCAUGAACCACCCGUUCAGGAACAAUAUGGGAGGAGGGCCGCCCAGUGGCCCGGGGGCUACGGGUGGAGUGAACAACAUGCCCUUCGGAGGAGGACCCCCAGGUCCGGGGGGAGAGUCAGAUCCGUAUUCCAUGCCAAACAGGAACAUGCCUUGCAACGACCCGUACGCAAUGAACAGCUACACACGAAGGGGUGGUAGCAUGGAUCCGUACAGCGGUGGAGGUGGUGGUGGUGGCCAGGUAUCUGGGCCGAUGAACCAGGCCAAUGCUGGGCAGUAUGCUGGGGGAAACCACCCACCAGGAGCUCCUAACUUUGACCAAAACAGGUAUAGUGCAUCACCUACAACACACAUGUCCCCAAGUCCAGGUCAAGGACCCCCAUCAUCAGGUCCAUCUAUGAUGCCUCCAUUCUCCAGUUCCUCCACACCAGACCCGCAGCAGCCACAGCCUCCAUUUCCUUCCCGCUUUGGCUCCAGCUCCAGGCCUACCACGCCCAGUGACUCUCAUACGUCUGCUUCCUCGUCCCCAUUCCUGCCCCCACCCUACUCGGCAGCUGGGCCAUCACCGGCCAAGCAACAGCAGGGCCAGCAGCCACCCGCAUCAGCCAGCCCGAGUGUCCAGGCGACUCAACCCUCACAGUCGCAGCAGCAGCAGCAGCAGCAGCAGCAGACACCACAGAAGCCACCUACACCGAUCCCUACACCGCCCAAAGGCCAAACCCCACCACAGCCGUCUCCUCAGGCUGGGGCUACUUCUCAGCCAUCAGGACCUCCAGCUGCAGCUCAGCAACAGCCACAGCCUGGUGGUCAGCCUCCGUCAGGUCAACCUCCUCCCCAGCCAUUUGGCAAUGAUCACAGGAUGCAGUUCCCUCAGAAAAGACCGAGUGAUGUCUUUCCACCACCCCCUAAGCGGCCAGACUACAUGGGCCAGCACGGUGACGGGAGCCACGCCGGUGGGCCGGGCUUCCAUGGUAUGCCUCCAUACAGCUCGCAGCAGGGAAACUUCUCCCAGGGUGGGUACGGCAGCAGCGACAGGCCCCUGGGCCCAAGCUCGUUCCCGCCCGUGUACAACGACAGACAACAACCACCACACCCCCCUCAUGGCCCUGCCCUAGGUAAUCCUGUAAACUCGUAUCACCCGCCGUAUUUCAAUGAUCCUGGACCCUGGCCACCAGCUAGCUCCGGCAUGGACGGUCCGAUGGACAUGUACAACCAGAGACACGCCCCUACCCCUUCACCUCGCAAUAUCCCUGGUCCAGGCCCUCCUAUGAGGGGGGAACCAGGCUGGCUCAAUUCUAACUAUCCCUUUCCCUCUGAUCAAGGUGCUAAGCGGGACGGGAUCCCACCGGAAGGAUACAGCAAAGGGAUGCCUCCACCGCCAGCGUCCAGCCACUCCGGCCUGGGCCCUUCUCCAUCCUGGGGCAGUGUCCAGCAGCGGCCAGGGGGAGGUGGCAUCAUGAACCAGCAGGCUCCGUAUGGUGGGGCGAGGACGCUCCACUCUGUCCUGACUCAGGGAAUGCCCCCUCGUGGAGGAAGCCAUCACCCUCAUCCUAUCUCCAGCAUGCAGGGGAUGAAGCCUCACAAGCCACAGCAACCGGUCUAUGCAUCCUCCCAGCAGAAGAAAGAGAUGAUCUUCCCGCCAGAUUCAGUGGAGGCCACACAACCAAUUGUUGUCAAGACCAAACGCAGGUCAAGUAAAGAAAUCGGUGCUGUGGAGGCUUGGAAACUGAUGAUGUCCUUGAAGUCGGGCCUGUUAGCAGAGACCACCUGGGCUCUGGAAGUUCUGAGUGUCCUGCUCUUUGACAACAACACUGUUAUGUACUUUGAUCUCAAGCAAAUGAAAGGACUCUUGGAAAUUGUCUGUGAACACUACAGAGCUCUCCUUAUUGAGAUGUUUGGUUGCUUUGAAGAUCUUGAAAUUAGGACUAAAAGCCAAUUGGAUCGUAGCAUCCAAUGUUCAAACACAGAGAUCAAGGAAGAGAAAGAGGAUGAGGAGGAAAAGGUUGAGGAGAAUGAAGUCAAGGAGAACGAGGUUGAGGAGGAUAAUGAGAAAAGCACAACGGAUAAGACUGAAGCAGAGCUUCUUGAGGAAGCAGCAGAUUGUGCUGAUGUGGAGAGGUUGCGUGGUGUGGACAAAACAAAACCCAUCAAGUUUGAUGGAGUUCAAAGUGGAUUCUUCCGCAACCACCAGGAGUGGGAUGUGCACGAAGGGUUCGAUGCUGGUUCGUUACACUGGCAGGAAGGCGGGGGAGAAAUGACCAAGCAUAUUUUGUGUGUUUUUGAGAGGAUUGAAUCGGACGAGGACAAAGAGAAUAACGAUGCAAGACGGACGACCAUAGAGUGGUUAAGACACUGUAGCGAAGAACUGAAGGCAAUCAGGGACAUCGAUGUAGCAGAGGAGGAGAAGCAUGUUACAUAUGUGUCUGAAUCGCAGAAGAAGAAUGGGGAAGUAGUGCUGGAAGAUGAAGAGCAGUUUGUCAAUGAUACCCCUUCACUGGUGACGACGUCCGAUGUGCAAACAUCGUUUGGACAGCGUUGCGUCUGUGUCUCCAACAUUAUUCGGAGCUUGUCCUUCAUACCAGGUAAUGAUCAGGAGAUGGCUAAACAUCCUGGUCUCAUUACAGUGCUUAGCCGCAUCCUUCUUCUACAUCAUAGUCAUCCUCGCAGGAAGGAGCUGCCACAAACCUACGACCGUGAUGACCAGGAAGACCUGGAUCUAGAGUGCCCCAUCACCAACUCUCAUCGUUGGUGGUCCGAUUACCUCGAGUGCAUGCGGGAAAAUGCACUGGUCACCAUCACCAACUUGGGUGGUGUCCUCGACAUGUCGAAAUACGUUGAAAGCGUGACUCUACCCAUGCUGGAUGGACUUCUGCAUUGGGCGGUGUGUGUGUCUGCAUGUGCCCUGGAUCCUUUCCCGACCAUGUCCAGCGACUCGCCUCUAACCCCUCAGAGAUUGGCCAUCGAGGCUCUCGCGAAGCUUAGUAUCCAAGAGAAUAACGUGGACAUGAUCCUUGCCACUCCGCCGUUCCACAGACUUGAGCGACUCUACUCCACCUUGACCCAGUACCUCGGUGAACGCUCGGAUCCAGUCAUGCGGGAGCUCUCGCUAGUCCUUCUCAGCAAUAUAGCUAGGUCGGACAUGAAGGCCAGCCGUGCCAUCGCCACCAAGAACUCUAUCGUCUCAUUCCUCUUGCGCUACAUUGAGGAUAGCGAGUAUACCAUGUCCUGCGAGAAGAACACGCCUCACAUGAUAAACCCUGACCUAGCCAAGCCCAGUCACGACAUGAUGCGUAGGGCCGCUGAUGCCCUUGCAAGCUUGGCUCGAAUCCCAGCCAACAAGGCUCUCUUCCUUCAGCACCAGAACAGACUGCUUAAUCUCUCCAUGUCACCUCUCUUAGACUCCGAAGUCAAGGAGAGAGUAGCAAGUGCGUUAUUCGAAUUGGCACUUUGACCAAAAUCCCUUCUAAAGAUGAACUCUGUUGAAGAAUUUGUCAUAUUAUAGAUUCAUUUUCUUUGACUCGUAAUUGUGAAGAUGCUGUGAACGCGACAGAAGUCUCGCUCUCUUAAAUUGUGGUGAACAAGUGUCGUUUCAUUCAAAUAUAUUUUUAAUCUGGCUUCUUUUUUUUCUUCUUUUUUAUCGCCAAAGAUUUUUUAGACUAUUAGUUCAAAUCUUUUUGGUAGAUUACUAGGAGGUGGUACUGAUGUAAUUACAACAUUCCGAUUGACAUUCUUCGAUUGUAAUUGUCACAGAGGUCUUGAAGGUUACUGCAAUUUCCUUUUUUUUCUUCUAAUUCUUUUCAUUUUAUGCUACUGUGUAGCUUAAAAAUAGUUUAUUAAUGAAUUUGUUCAAAUGUCCUGCUCCAUGUGAUAAAAAUGCUCCCUUUCAGUGCAAAAAUGUAAAUGAAAGACCUUGGUAAAUAUAAACGAUAGUAUGAUACCUUGUAAGCUGUGAAUGCAAUUUGAAUGCGCAUUGUUGUGAAAACCCUCCUUGCCUUCCUGCCUAGGUUGUAAUGUUAAUCUUGAAAUCUGGUAAUUGCAUUGCAUUGCAUUAAAAAUUUGCUCAUAGUCAUUCUGAAUCGUUUUGUGGGUUAUUGAGACUACCAAAAUGUUUAACAGGACCACUUUUUCUAGUGGUUGACACAUGGGACAAAUUGCCCAAUUUUCACUUCAUCCUUUGCAUCAAAACUGUGCUAUUACAUAAUUUCUACCAAAUACAUCUUGAAUGUUGAUCAAUAGUCUUGCACAUUCAAUGGAAGUGUGGUUUGAUCCCAUGAACAUUUCUCUUGUUACCAGAACUCAAUUUUACCCUAGGUUGUACCGUUUUUGUUGAUAUGCUUCUUGUCAUCUCCUGUGCAUGGGAAAUGGAAUGGAACCAAAAUGAAUGACAAUUCAUUACUCUUUAAUUAAGGUGUUUCGUGGUUAACGCCAAAUUAAUUAAUCUAUUAACGGUGCUUCAAUUGUAUGUCAAGUAGUGCAAUCCUCCUUUAAAUAUGUAUUGAAUUUCCUUUAAAUGUUACAUUUUUCAUUUGCUAUGAACUUGAGCCUGUGGUUCUGUUCAAACCCAGGUCCCAUCUUUUUAUUUUCUCAUUCCAUUUUAUAUACAAUUUAUUUGUAUGAAUGUCUAUUUUAUUUUUUGGUUGGUCUUAAGAAUUACAAAUCAGAUUGAACACACUGUGUUCAAGAAUCCAACCAAGCUGUUGCAAAGAUGUAAAUGCAUUGCUACUGAUAUGUAAUGAUCUCAGUUGGUUUAGGCAGUGUUUCGGAGGCUUGAUAUGAACUGUUUAAUAGGUCAGUUGGAGCAUUGCAAUAACACAAGUGCCUGGAAAGAAAGACUACCAAUUCAUACUGUGUCUGAUAUAUCAUCAUCUUGUUGGGGGGAAGAGGCGGUAGACUCAUUUUAAUUAAAGCAUAAUCCCAAUAAAUCUGUGCAGAUGCGGGAUGUUCCUUUGUUUAUUUUUAAUUUUAAUUUUUUAUUCAGAAUGUAAGAAAAUUAAUUGCAAUGAUAAUAGCAAGCUCAAGCAUAAGCUAUUUGUAUAGAGACAAAAUUAAAGAUGUAACAUGAUACCAUUUCACUAUAUUGUGCUGUCAAAGAGGGAAAAGCUUUAAAAAGAAGAGCCAGAAACAUAUAGGAGUACUGUAUUUGAGUUUGACUUUUGGGGCAACUUCAAACAAAGAGGAUAAGUGUUUAAUCAGUAGUUCCAGAGACAUUGGAGUAUUGUAUUUGACUUAAAGCAACCAAGUUGUUUAUGUUAUCAAGUAAGCAGUGGUGUAGGUUAAAGUCUAGAAGAAGAGACGACAGUAAUUAAGGCUUAGUUUAUUUUCCAAUUACAGGUCAUAUGAGCCUUUUCACAUCCUAAUGAAUUCUGUGGGAAAAGCUGAAAAAAAUUGGAAUUGUAAGUUAUCUAAUCGUUGAGGGAUAGGAUAGCCAAGAGACUAAUUUAUAAUUUGCACAGAUAUUAAAAUUGACAGCUAAUAUAUGGAUCUAAUUUUGUACUUAAUUUAAUUUAAUUUAAUGGUAUGUGCUGCUGCUUGCUGCUGUGUGGUUAAAUUAAUAAUCAAAGAAUCAUGGAUCAUGGAAUUGACUAAGAAUAAGAAGUGCUAACGGUAACGACCCAGAAUCUAUAAUAUAUAUGUUAGCUGCACCUGUUCAACUUUUGAGUAGAGGAAACUCAUUGCUUACUAACGAGCAGUAGUUAGACUUGCACCGCUGUGGAUGAAUUGAAUAUGAACUAAAAACGACUGCCUGGAAGCCGAGAGUGAUGUGGUUAGCGAUGUAAACAAACUUAUUUGGGAUAGAGGGGUGAUUGGGACUGGUUUGUGGAGGAAGGUUUGUAGAUGAAUUGUGUAUAGGACUAUUUUUGUAAGACAUGAAUUUUUUGUCAUUGUUUUUCUCACAAGCAUUUGUUCCAGCAAAAAUUUGUAAGGAGGAAUUUGUCAUGGUGCUUUCAUUACAUACAAAAGGAUUUUUUCUUUCUCUCUCUCUCUUUAUCUAUCUCCCUCUCUUUCUCUCUCUCCCCUUUGAGAGAAUUCUGCAGUCGUCUUCUAGAAUUUGAGAUGUCUUCUAGGAUUCAAACGCAGUUUGAUUUGUAUAAAUUUUAUUCUUUCGUUGUAAAGAUUUUUGAUAAUUCAAAUGACACAUGCCUGCUGAGAAUGCAUAGCAGGGGUGUGGAUGUGUACAUGUACGUAGGCGACUCCAUUGAAUCGCAAUUAGCUGCAGGAGGUUCUAGAAAAAAAUUGAAGAGCCAGAUAUUUCUUGCUGACCAGAUUAAUUUGUCUUCAUUUUACCUGAGGAAAUGAUCAAAAUAAAGAGAAAAGAAAACAUUUGCCUUUUCAUGAUACAAGUGUAAUUCAUUGUAAAGAUCGGAUAACUGUACUAUGAGAAGGUGUUUUUGAUUUAUACUUGAGGCAGAUAUGUAAUAUAUGUUUUAUUUAGUGAAAAGUGAUGACGUUGAACUGAACCUGUUGAUUUGUGCGUACUUUGAUAUGUUCUUUUAUGUUUUGUGUAUAUGUUUCAUCUUGGAAGUUAGUUUAGUUCAGUGUACAUCUUACGUUGGUCCUAUGUGCAACUGUCUAUGAAAAACAAAAAAACUUUACAGAGGAAAAUUUCAUUGGUUUUUUGUGUGUAGUACCUAAUGUAGUUUUAGACAAAUCUUUUUUCAAUGUGUAUGUUUCUAGACAUGGAAUCUCUUGACGUUUGAUGAAGAAAAGAGAAUUUAAAUUUAAGUUGUGUAAUUCCUUAACCAGGUGUGUUUGGGAGAUUGAAUAUUGUAUAGGCUGAUGAAGUAUACAGUACAUUUUUUUGUUUCUGUACAUUGCCUGUAACAAGAUAACACAAGUUUAUACGUCAACAUGAAAUAAAAUUGUAAAUAUCACGGAAAA